AUUAUGAAUAGGCUGCUUUAUUCUUUCGUGCUGAGCCGUGUUAUCAGAUGAAGUUGAAUGUUAGCUAUCGCCAGACACAAUCAAAGGGAAGGUUUAACUCUUCUGUCGCCGUUUAGGAAAGGAAAACAAGAUCUAAUGGACUCCAACAGUGAAGACGGGCAGUACCAAAAUCAUGAACAUGCCUUCCAGCAGGAUGCAGCCAAGUACAGAGUGACCUAUCCUCAUGGGAGAAACACAAAAGAGGUGGAGGAGUUCAACAGAAAGAGGUAUCCAGUAAGCCGCUCGGGCAACAACCCGGGCAGAGUGAAGCGGGUAGUGUCAUGCAAGAGGAAGACCCAUCAUCUGACGGUGGCUCGGAGGAAGCAGCUCGGAGCCGGGAGGUCUUGUGAUGCCGUAAACAAGGAGAAUGAGAUGAACUGCAUGCAGGACGUGCAACAGGAGAGAUUUGACAUGGACUUUUGGGAGUUCCCACUAAAUGUCAAUAGCAUCCACAGGACGGCUAGAACUGCUUCUGAACAAGCUGACUACUGUGCACUCACCGAGCUCACAAAGGAUCAUAGCACAAUGACUGAUGUGCUCUUUGGCAGACAUCUGAGACUGAAAGUGUCUUUAACACUGUGGCAGAGAAAUGUUGGAGAGCUGUUGACAUACUUUCUGAGAAUCCAAGAUAUUGGCGUGUUUGUUGAUUUUCUGCCACUGAUAAGCAAAAGCAUUGAUGAGGAUUCCCCAAAGAUCACCAUCGGCUGUUGUGUCGACCUCUUUCCCUUAGUAAAGAAAGUCCUCGCCACUCCAUAUGAAGAGUAUCUGAUUGUUGGUUUAACGUGGAUAAAUUCAGUUUUGAAAAACUGGCGUGAGGAGCUAAGAGCAAGUGGUUAUAGUGGAUCAGCUAAACUUCUGUCUGAUAGAAAUUUCCAGGUCUUUAAUCAGCAGUUAUUGGAGUUAUGGCUUCAGGAACCUUUCCUGAAAUCUGUUCCAGGAACUGCUGGAGACAUGGCGGAGGUCAUCGAUUCUUUCCUGUCUCAACUUACUUGACGGCAGUCACGAGCCAGACGACAAAACAUUCUGUGGCAGCGGCCCCACAAAAACUCAAACAAUCCUUAGUCGAAUCAUCAGAUUGGAGCUGCUGUUGUUUCCACACAGAAGUGCCUUUUAGCUUGUACUCUACCUGCCCUCAGAUAAGUGGGGGGUUGAUGUCAUUGUGAUGUGAACCUGAGGCUGAAGUCCAGCUGCGACUGGGCAGGAGACACAGAGGAUUUCAGUGAACUCUCAGUCUGAACCCGGCAGUGCUG
Chelmon rostratus (copperband butterflyfish) is the source of this 1289-nucleotide messenger RNA. RefSeq names its product KATNB1-like protein 1. Gene Ontology annotation, cellular component: nucleolus. Bases 58 to 1032 code for a protein of 324 amino acids. The record is from RefSeq and is a predicted model, not a curated record. Lineage: Eukaryota; Metazoa; Chordata; Actinopteri; Chaetodontiformes; Chaetodontidae. Gene Ontology annotation, molecular function: microtubule binding. The transcript is spliced from 11 exons.